Molecule: messenger RNA, 819 nt
Organism: Penicillium samsonianum
Lineage: Eukaryota; Fungi; Ascomycota; Eurotiomycetes; Eurotiales; Aspergillaceae
Product: putative mitochondrial inner membrane protease subunit Imp2
Exons: 2
Coding region: 1-819 (272 amino acids)
Biological process (GO): mitochondrial respiratory chain complex assembly
Cellular component (GO): membrane; mitochondrial inner membrane peptidase complex
Molecular function (GO): serine-type endopeptidase activity
Source: RefSeq, a predicted model, not a curated record
AUGUCGAAACCACAACGGCCAAGAGGAAUACCAACCCCCAAUCCGCGGUUCCGAGUCCAUGUCUACGAAGAGCCAAAGCCCCAAGCUGUAGAACCCAUAACAUAUCAGGGCCCAACCCUCUCCAAACAAAGACGAACACCCUUCAUCUCACAUUUCCUCACAACCCUCCGCCAACGCAUCUCCGCCCUCCCAUACCCAGUCCGACGAGCAUGCCGCACUCUCCGCUGGGUAGCACCUAUGCUCCCGAUCGCACUCUUCUUCCCAGAACACGUAAUGCAAGUGAUGUGGGUUCGCGGGCCGUCAAUGACACCAUACCUGAACGAGGAGUAUGCGCAAACGCAAACAAAAAGUGACAUAGUGAUGGUCAACAUGUGGCCGUGGGGAUCUAUACUGCCGUUCAAAAAGGAGCGGAAGCUGGAACGAGGGAUGAUUGUUACUUUCCGCUCCCCUGCGAACCCGUCUCAUAUCGCUAUUAAGCGCAUCAUCGGUUUACCCGGUGACCGGAUCACGACUCGCGAGCCAUGUCUGCGGCAAACGCAGAUCGUCCCUUGGAAUCAUGUUUGGUUGGAGGGUGAUGCGGAGGAUCCGCGGAAGACGAUGGAUAGCAAUACGUACGGGCCUGUCAGUCUCAGUUUGAUUACUGGGCGGGUAUUUGCGGUGCUGGGACCACGGAUGCGAUGGCUGAAGUGGACGGACUGGGAAUCUGAUAAGGGGGAUUCUGCGUCGACGGAUGAUGCGGCUGUGGAUUUGUAUCGACAGAACGUACGGGAUCGUGUUUUGAAAAAUGCUGUUAAGCUCGACCAGCCCAUUAUGAAUUGA